Caenorhabditis sp. 36 PRJEB53466 is the source of this 4687-nucleotide messenger RNA. Lineage: Eukaryota; Metazoa; Nematoda; Chromadorea; Rhabditida; Rhabditidae. The record is from the annotation of a GenBank genome assembly.
AUGAAAUUAUUCAACGUUCUACUGAUCACUAUCACAAUCAGUAAGAGAUCGCAAUAAGUUCUACAGAAUUGUUAGAAGUUGUUCUUUCAGUAAAUUCAGCUGAGAAUCAGACAUUAAUUCAAGACGCAAAUGGGUUUAACAUCGGGAAAGUGGUUCACCUAAUGAAUAAAAUGAGACUCUAUGUUGCGAAGAGUUUGAGUGUUCAAGAAAUGAAUCGUCUUGUGAGUCCCAUCUUGAAUGCACUUUUUUGCGAGACAAGUCCGAUUACUAACUAAUUGUUAAGACCUGGGAUGAAUCGCUUGUUCCUCUGGCCAGACGGGACAUGGAAACCUGUGAAACCGAGAGUAAGGACAAAACGUUUGGAACGGUCCGCUUCAAACUGGCAGAGAUUGACGAUUCAUACCAUUGUGAGUGGUGCAGAACAAGAGAAACGAAAGUGGGGACAAACGGAUAAAUAAAUAUACCAAAAAAAAGGGACACACCCCUCAAGACUUUUAUUAAUAAGAAAAAGUAACAUACCCUAAUCAAUUCCAUUGCAAUACUUCAGUUUUGUUUGAAACGUUAGGUUCAGUGGGAAUGACACUUCUUAAAACUAGCCGAGAGGUGAACGAUUAGAAUGAAUCUGCAUUGAUAACAAAAUUGCGAAAACGCCGUAGAUGAAAUGGGUCAUAAACAAUCAACAAGUUUUGCUCGCGUACUCAGGUUGUACUCAUAUCGAUGACUCUGUCGUCGUCGAUGAGAAUAUAGUCUUCCGAAUCCCUACAAGUCAGUUCAGUAAAACCAUCAAAAUGGUCACAUUGUACCUCUGAUAACUUUCCGAUAUUCUGACACAAUCACCAUAAACGCGAUGCUAUCGAACGAGGGAUACAUAUUCAGUGAGACAAUGAUCACGCCUGUCUGAAGACUCAUCUCGAUGUCGAGCAACGGUCCCAAGAGUACUGGAACCGCUGGCAAAACAAACAGAACUGUGGGCACGAGUGCCUGGACAAUCAGCGCACGGAACACUUGUCUCUGGAGUCUCAGAAGAGAGACCGAGAACUUCCUCAGCUCUUUGUUCAUCUCGUUUCUCAUUUUGAGAACGCAAUAUAUUAUGAUAACGUACUGUAGGCCUAGGAUUAGAAUGCCGUUGAUCAGAAAAAAGAGAUUGUGCCAGCGGAGGGAACCGUCAGCGUUCUGAAAACAAACGAGAUGUGGGGUUUAGAAGAGAAUACUAACGUAGGGAAUUACUAUGAAUCGGGCCACAUCUCCCAUUGAAAAACCGUAGAUCUUGAGUAUUUCUUCCCUGAGAAAUAAAAUGAUUUCUUCGUAAAUGCGAACUCUUACCUCAUAUAAUCAUCAGUGAACUCAUCAGGAUGUGCUAAAAUAAGCGGUACCCCGAAAGCUGUCCCGACUAAACAUGGAUAAGCUAUCCACCCUAUGCAUCCGAUUCCAUCAAACAUGUGUCUCCAUUUCGAGCUAAUCAAGUUCAAAUAUCGGAAAACAAAUUGAACGGCAAUCAGAGACAGAAUGACGCCGUAGAAUCCUGCGUAGGCGACAAUGGCACACUGGACGAACCGUCGAGAAGCCCACGAAUUGAGACUGAAGAACAUGAACGCCUUGUUGUAGUUGUGCACGAACGGCCGAGAAAUUAACUCCAUUGCAGAGAACAGAAUACCGAAUAGUCCGAAUGUCACGACCAUCUGUUUGUAGGUGCCGGCUAUUUGACGGACGUGAAAUACUGUCAGAUGGAGAAAGAAGAUGUUUGUGAUGAAAGUGCCACAGAAGCCGAAUUUGGUGAAGGCGUCGGAGAGCUCGAAAAAACGGAGCAUUUUGUGAGACGUAAUCAGAAAAGAAUGGUAUGGAAUGUUCCAAGAGACUGCGUGUUAGUACCUCUCUUGAGAGUAAGUAACUGUACUCGCUGCAUACUGAGAAAGUGGAAAAUACGUAUAACAGUGCAAAAACUUAAAUGUCAAUGUGCUAAAGUGUCUUUCGUGUUUUCGUCUCUCGUGUUUUCAUCAAAUUCUGCAGGAGUAUGGAUAACAUUCAAUAGGAAUUUAAAUCCUUCUUCUAUGCACUCUGAAAGUUUCCACCAAUUGCUGCAGGCUUUCAACGCGCUCACUUCUCAUAGCUAUCCGAUAUUCAGUGACAACGCACAUAAGAAUGGCACUGUCAAUGGCUGGAUAAAUGCUGAAGAACGCUAUCAUCACACCGGACGGCACGCUCACUUCAGUGUCUAAAUACGACGUCAUACACAUGACAAUAGCGGGAAUGUGAUAAAAUAUCGAAGGAGACGUGAUUUGUAGGACUAACGUCUUGAAUAAUUGCCUAUGCAAUCGAUGAUUCUUCUUUGACGUGAAUUUUGAGAUCUCCUUCAUUUGCUUCUGAAUCUUUACUCCACAGUAGACCAUCACGGCGUAUUGAGCCAGAAGAGUAAAUGAUAAGCCUGUCAUGCAGAGCAAAGCGUUCAGGCGGAUAGUCGGAAUGUUGUUGACAGGCUCCUGAAAAUGCAACCUGUUUUUCCACUUCAUAUUCAAUUCGAUACUAACAAACGCCACAAUGAAAAAGCCGGUCAUUUCAUCGACGUCACAAUUAUAGUUAUCCAAAAGUUCCUGCCUUGUGUACUCUGUCGAAAACUCAUCAGGCAAGCAUGUGACGAGUAGUGCUAUCCAAAUUGCCACACAAACCGAUAUGUAGAGAAACCACCACAGAGUGUUCCAUCCGUGAAAUAGCUUGACUCUCUCGGGCGCAAACAUUACCACAUAACGAUAAACAAACUGAACUGCCAAUAGACAAAUGAUGAUCUCGUAGACCAGUGCGUAACCGAGAAGCAUGGCGGUCUUCAAAGACUUGGAACUUCCGAACACUGGAUCAACAGUGAAGAAUAUCCAACUGACGUUGUAGGAAUGCAAAAAUGGAUGAACGAUAACUUCCAUACAGGAAAAAGUGAUUCCGAACUCGGCGAGCACAAAUAUCAUAAACCUAUAGACGGGAGUGAUGCCUUUAAUGUGGCAAAAAGUGAGAUAGACGAGAAGAGAAUUCGUGAGGACUGUAAGACAAAGACCGAUCUUUCCGACAUCGCCAACCAGGUGGACAUAAUGGAGAGAAGACAUUAUUGUAAACUUUCAGCGAAGUUGGUAACAAAUGUAAUAAACACAUUUCUGUUGACAGUUGAGAAUAGCUAAUGCCUUAGCAUACCGGAAAUUAGCGCAUCGCUAUAGUCUAUAGGACGAACAUUGAACAAAAAUAGUGUUUUAGUAUCAAUAAACAAGCCUUUUAGAACCUGGGCAAGAAUGAUGGUGAAAAACAAAACAAUUUUUAGUUGAUAUAAUCUACGCGAAUGACGAAAUACAUCUGUUCACGCGAUAUCUUCGAAAGCACGGACCGGAAAUUGGGCAGAUAUCGGAACAAUUUCCGUACUAUCCAAUGUACCAGACGGAAAGAACACGGGUCGGAUGCGCGUUGAAGGUGUGCACGUACGGACCGCCCAACUACAAACUCUUCAACAUGCUCUGCUAUUUCGGUCCCGAGUGAGUGAGAUACGAACGGCGCCGUGACGGUGAUGAUUUCAGAAAAAACGAUUCGACAGACUUGUUCAAGAAAGAUGCUCCUUGGGAUGUAAAGAGAAAGAUACAUCCGGAACCAGUUCUUCCAUUCUCAGAUAUACACUUUCGAAAGGAUUUUGUCAAGUUUCAAAAUGCGCUUCGCAGAGGGUUCGCCAAAAGAGGACAGUAUGGGAAUAUGUACGAAAUGGUUUGGGACGAGGCGCUGGCCAAAGAAGCGGCGAAGUACGCGGAAGAGUGCAGCCACAACAGGCCGCAGAGUUUUCGAAGUGAUCUUUAUUCGGAACGCUUCUUUUAUCCCGAGUUGAUACCAUUGCUGCCCGAAGUUCAGGGGAUGGAUAUUGCGGAGAGUUUCUUGCGACGGAUAGGCGACACGCAGAGAAACCGAAUCCUAGCUCUGGACGAGUCGGUGCCGUUCUGGUGGAAUCACACAAAGAUCGGCUGUGCUCGGAGAGGUUGCAAUCAUAAAGCGAUUCUGUGCACUUUCGAGAAAGAAAAGUGAUGUGAAAAUACUAAAAAGUUGAACCAAUCAAUUUGAACUUCAGUAAGUACGAAAACGCUUCUGUUGCACUGUCAGAGCUGUUCAAAGUUGGUCCGUUGUGCUCUUUGUGCUCAAAAUGCAACAAUGGUUUGUGCGUUGGCAAUCCGCCGAAGGAAGAGAUCGGGAAGGAGGCGGGGAACUCGGUUUCAUAUGCUUUCGCGCACUGGUGCACAAUCAUUCUGGAACUAUUCUUGAUUUAUUCCCAUAUAUUAGCCUAAAAUGAAACUUGAUGAAAUUUAAAAAAUUAAAUUCUUUGAAUGAGUAUUGAAAGUAUCGAUUGUAUCUAGCUUACUAUUAUGCCGCGUCCAAAGUUUAAAACAAAUCCGGAAAUCUCGCGGAUUUUGCUGACUUUUUUAAAACUAUGGACGCGGCCGGCAUUAAUUGUAAGGCCUAGGAAUCAGUUAUUAUUGUCAACAUGUAAACAACGACACUAGUCUAGAAUAAAGAAUAGCUUGAAUUAAGAAAAGAAAACUCUGCAGGGAGCAAAUGUGAAAUGAAUGAUGUGAGAAGAACACCGGAAGAGAAUAAUUGGAAGAAAAUGAAACAAGUUGAAGUUCUACUGCUCGGCGACGACACCGAGUACCAAUUCGGCAUGCUUUUCGUCUGA